Molecule: messenger RNA, 572 nt
Organism: Bursaphelenchus xylophilus (pine wood nematode)
Lineage: Eukaryota; Metazoa; Nematoda; Chromadorea; Rhabditida; Aphelenchoididae
Source: the annotation of a GenBank genome assembly
AUGGUGGUGGUACGAUCCCAUUCAGUAGUUGUACUCCCGACCAGUUCUAGUACAGUAAGUUGGGCGGGGAUACUGUAGUUUGUUGCAGUUAUGUCGAUGCACUUCCGUUCCGACCCUCUCGACCCUCCGUUCGACUUCUUCUUCCUAUUAUUAUCCGUAUCGUCAUCUCUCAGCCAUUGUAAGUAAUAUAAAAAUGAUUGUUAUUAUACAUUCAGUAUGACAAUUACUGGACCUGGCGUAACCGUUACUACAGUCCCUACUACAGUCUUCCUUACUAUUCUUACCGUCCCUAUUACUACUCGGACUAUGUUUCGCCUUAUCGAAGCUACUGGUAAGUGCUGCAACGUUCUCUAAAUCUAUUAUACAUUCAAUCCUUUACUUUCAAUUGGUUUUACAAUUUCUUUUACUUUGCAGGUCCGAUUACUACCCGUAUCGUUACUAUCGCUCUUCGUAUUAUCCUUACUACUCUUACAAUUACUUCCCUUACAGUACUUAUUUAAACGACCGUAAGCUUUUCUUUCUCCUUUUCAAAGUUUUAAUUAUUUUCAGUUGCCUACCGCUACUAUUAUUAG